CAAGCUGGUUUGACCAGAAACAGAACUGCCUGUGACAGAUUAAGAGACAAGCAAGGCUUGGAAUCUGAGAGCAAGCAGAGUGGAAAUUUACAGCUGUUCCAUGUGAGUGUUCAAGUGAUCAUUUUCUGCUAACCUUUUCCGGUGGUAACUGUUACUCUUCAAAGAGGCACAGAAAGUCAAGACCGAAUUGUGGAAACCUCUCGGUCACAUUUUGCUAAUAGGAGGCAACCUCUGUUAAAUGGAAGAUAAAGGAUCCUCCGUGUAAAGUGCUUUAAGCUCCAGCAAGAGCUGUCUUCAGCACCUCACCAUGUGUCUACUUUUUGUUUCUUAGACAAGCCUGGGUGUUUCUCUAGCGCUGGCAUUCCAUACUGGAAGAAGAGAUUUUCAUACGUGAAAAAAAAUGCCUUUGUUUAGUAAAUCACAUAAGAAUCCAGCAGAAAUUGUGAAAAUUUUGAAAGAAAACAUGGCCAUUUUGGAAAAACAAGACAAAAAGACAGAAAAGGCUUCAGAAGAAGUGUCAAAGUCGCUGCAAGCCAUGAAGGAAAUUCUGUGUGGCACAAAUGACAAGGAACCCCCCACAGAAGCUGUGGCCCAGCUAGCCCAGGAGCUCUACCACAGUGGGCUGCUGGUGACCCUGAUCGCUGACCUGCAGCUCAUAGACUUUGAGGGGAAAAAAGAUGUGACCCAGAUAUUUAACAACAUCCUGAGAAGACAGAUCGGCACUCGGAGCCCUACGGUGGAGUACAUUAGCGCUCACCCUCACAUCCUGUUCAUGCUGCUCAAAGGAUAUGAAGCCCCACAGAUUGCCUUACGUUGCGGGAUUAUGCUGAGAGAAUGCAUUCGACAUGAACCACUUGCCAAAAUCAUUCUCUUUUCUAAUCAAUUCAGAGAUUUCUUUAAGUACGUGGAGUUGUCAACAUUUGAUAUUGCUUCCGAUGCCUUUGCUACUUUUAAGGACUUACUAACCAGACACAAAGUAUUGGUAGCAGACUUCUUAGAACAAAAUUAUGACACAAUUUUCGAAGACUAUGAGAAACUGCUUCAGUCUGAGAAUUACGUGACUAAGAGACAAUCUUUAAAGCUGCUAGGCGAGCUCAUCCUGGACCGCCACAACUUCACCAUCAUGACCAAGUACAUCAGCAAGCCGGAGAACCUGAAGCUCAUGAUGAACCUGCUGCGGGACAAAAGCCCCAACAUCCAGUUUGAAGCCUUCCAUGUCUUCAAGGUGUUUGUGGCCAGUCCUCACAAAACACAGCCUAUCGUGGAGAUUCUAUUAAAAAACCAACCCAAACUCAUCGAGUUUCUGAGCAGCUUCCAGAAAGAGAGGACAGACGACGAGCAGUUCACCGACGAGAAGAACUACCUGAUUAAACAGAUCCGCGACUUGAAGAGACCAGCCCCGUGACGGUCAUGUCACCACUGCCGCCACCGCCACAGUCAUCAACUGCCUCGUCCAGCGCUGCAGGGCUUCUUUCGUGUCGCAUCAUUCUGGGGAAGACUGUGGAGGUGCCAGUUUUUCUCAAUUAAUUAAUUGUUCAGGGUAGAUGGAGUAUAAACAUUGAAUGGAAACCAUUAAUCUAGAAUAAUAUAUUCAUUCUAAUCAAGUCUGUGAUUAUUUCUGUGAAACCAGAGCCAUUACUUUAGACAUUGAU
Ochotona princeps (American pika) is the source of this 1652-nucleotide messenger RNA. It is a transcript of the gene CAB39L, whose product is annotated as calcium binding protein 39 like. Lineage: Eukaryota; Metazoa; Chordata; Mammalia; Lagomorpha; Ochotonidae. Gene Ontology annotation, biological process: intracellular signal transduction. The record is from RefSeq and is a predicted model, not a curated record. The transcript is spliced from 9 exons. Gene Ontology annotation, molecular function: protein serine/threonine kinase activator activity. Bases 401 to 1405 code for a protein of 334 amino acids.